GUGACGUGGUACGCCGGGCUCCUCAUCUGACGUGUAAGCGGCGAAGUUCGAGUCGCGAAGCAUUCGAAACAGGAGGGGAACAACACAGUUUCGCUCGGUUUUUCGGAAAGGAUGUUGCACGCUACGGUGUUCACGUUUUGCCUCGUAUCGGUGUUGGCUCAAAGUCCUCCGCCAGGCAAUGUCGAUCCCACGAAGCAGGAGCAUUCCCACGAAGUACCCCAGUACUAUCAGCAGCCAGAUCCGAAGAGGGUGAAGGAAGCUCUCAGCGACCUCUUCGGAAAGCUCGACACCAACAAGGAUAACUAUCUCGACGCUGCUGAAAUGAAGGCUUGGCUCAAGGUCGUGCACGGAUCCAUGAUCAAUGACAACAUCGAUCGUCAAUGGGAGUAUUUCGCUGAUAAACUCAAAGACGGAUCUUUGCCUUGGGAAGAAUAUCGUAAAGUGACGUUCAGCGAUGAUGGCGAGACCGCCUCGGCGACCGAGGAAGAGAAGAAGCAUCUGAAGGAUCAACUCGCCAGAACAGAGAGGCGCUGGGCUCACGCAGACGACAACGGUGACGGUCUGCUCACCAAGGACGAGUUCAGAGCCUUCUUGCAUCCAGAAGAAGAUCCUGCCAAGAACGAUAUCGUCGUAACCGAAGCGAUCGAGAUGAUGGACACGGACGGUGAUAAAAUUAUCGCCCUCAGCGAGUACAUGGACCAUCUGAAGAGCGUAGCGGGUCCCGAGAAAAACGACGACGGCUGGCUCAAAGAGCAACAGGCUCAUUUCACGACGUAUCUCGAUAAGAACAAGGACGGCAGCCUCGAUAGGGAUGAAAUGAAGGAAUGGGUCAUUCCUAACUUCGAUCGCGAGGAGGGCGAGGCUUGGCGGUUCAUUUCUUUCGCCGACCAGGACCGCGACACGAAACUCACUCGGACGGACAUUCUUCAGAAUCCAGACCAAUUUUUAGGACUACUACCGGGAGAGUUCUGGGCAGAAAACGCUGCUCCCCACGACGGACGUGAUCUCAAGCAUAACGAACUCUGAACCAUCCCAAAUCGAUAUUUUUUAAAAUAAAUGUGAUAGAGCCGGACAUCCGGCA
Molecule: messenger RNA, 1081 nt
Organism: Galendromus occidentalis (western predatory mite)
Lineage: Eukaryota; Metazoa; Arthropoda; Arachnida; Mesostigmata; Phytoseiidae
Product: calumenin
Exons: 5
Coding region: 112-1026 (304 amino acids)
Cellular component (GO): endoplasmic reticulum
Molecular function (GO): calcium ion binding
Source: RefSeq, a predicted model, not a curated record